UACUUAAAACUAAAUUAUGUCAUGAGAAUGACCUUAUUAUAUACUAAUACAAUCCUUCUAAUUACAACCUCGCCACAUUUUGUUCUCUCCUUUUUAUCCUAUAUCAGAUGUAUCAUCAUAGCUUUGUCCGAGUACAGCAGCCUGCACAACACAUGGAUAGAAGAACUUCCAUCAGUUCAAAAGAUCAACCUCUCCUCCUACAUGCUACUACCAACCCUAAGAACAAUGGAACUCAUCAGCCACAAACACAAGGCAAAAGCUGCAAUCAGCCUCAUAGCAACAGCUCCUCGGCUACCCGGUCGUCGGAUUCUGUAGAGUCCAGCGACGGGAAGUGGGCGCAGAAGCUACUCAAAGAGUGCGCCACCGCCAUGUCGGAGAAGGACUCUACCAAGAUCCACCACCUCCUAUGGAUGCUGAAUGAGCUUGCUUCCCCUUAUGGAGAUUGUGACCAGAAGUUGGCAGCUUAUUUCUUGCAAGCCCUCUUUUGUAAGGCGACGGAUUCCGGCCGUCGCUGUUACAAAACCCUAAUAUCCGUUGCUGAAAAGAGUCACUCUUUUGAUUCUGUCAGGAAGUUGAUACUGAAGUUCCAGGAGGUAAGCCCUUGGACAACUUUUGGCCACGUAGCGUCUAACGGGGCAUUGUUGGAGGCCUUGGAAGGCGAGCCCAAGCUUCAUAUCAUUGACAUAAGCAAUACUUUGUGCACCCAAUGGCCAACUCUUCUAGAAGCUUUAGCUACGAGAAACGACGACACGCCCUCUCUAAAGCUCACCGUCGUUGUAACUACGAGCAUCGCCAAGUCGGUCAUGAAGGAGAUAGCCCCAAGAAUGGAGAAGUUUGCGAGGUUGAUGGGAGUGCCUUUUGAGUUCAAGGUCGUUACCGGGCUACACCGGUUGAGCGAGCUGACGAAGGAGGGGUUAGGGGUUCAAGAAGACGAAGCCGUAGCAAUCAAUUGCAUCGGAGCACUAAGAAGAGUAGAGGUAGAAGAAAGGAGGGCUGUUAUUCAAAUGUUUCAAUCUCUAAGGCCUAAAGUGGUGACAAUUGUGGAUGAAGAGGCCGACUUCUCAAACUCUAGGGAUGACUUUGUCAAGUGCUUUGAGGAAUGCCUUAGGUUCUACACCAUCUAUUUCGACAUGUUGGACGAAAGCUUCCCACCUACGAGCAACGAAAAGUUGAUGUUGGAAAGGGAGUGUUCAAGAAGCAUAGUUAGGGUUUUGACUUGCGAUGAUGAAAUCGAGUAUGAUCACAAAGGAGACAGUGAGAGAAGAGAAAGGGGAGCCCAGUGGACCCAAAGGCUCCGGGAGUCGGGUUUCUCGCCCGUUGGCUAUAGCGACGACGUGGUCGAUGAUGUCAAGGCAUUGCUCAAGAGGUACAGAGGUGGAUGGUCACUAGUACUACCAGGUCAAGAUGAUCAUUCAGGCAUUUACUUGGCAUGGAAAGAGGAACCUGUAGUAUGGGCUUCAGUGUGGAAACCCUAACUACAAAACUCAUUUGAUCAAAUAUUGUUAUAUGUUCUAGUCUAGCUAGGGAUGGUGAUCAAGAAUAUAGCAUCAGAUUUCUAUGUAUUUUAAUAUAUAUAUAUACCAUUAUCUAUAUAUAUAUAUAUAUGUUAGUUGUAUUGCAAAGAACCCUUAAGCACUUUGUUGCUUUUUUCUUCAUUAUUCAAAGUUCUAACAAUAUUAGUGGAGACUUUUGUGCUUGGGAGUUUU
This is a messenger RNA of Sesamum indicum (sesame), 1706 nucleotides long. Its product is annotated as protein SHORT-ROOT. NCBI's taxonomy places the organism in Eukaryota, Viridiplantae, Streptophyta, Magnoliopsida, Lamiales, Pedaliaceae. The record is from RefSeq and is a predicted model, not a curated record.